AUGCCUGCGACGCUCUUCAUCUCCGCAUUUCCCGGGCUAUCCGCAAGGCCGUCGCACUCUCUUCUCGCGUCUCGCCGUCCUCUUGGCCACUCGUCGCCGCCCGGUUUCCUGCGGAUUGGCGAAGGCAGGCGAAGGAAUGCCGCUCGAGUGGUAACCUCACGCGCGAAGAAGGACGGGGACGAGCCCGAGAACGACGCGCCCGCGGGAGUCGCGCUCUCCUCUACCAAAAGCCCGCGACUCGAUGACUUCGAGCUCCCCGCGGUGGGCGGCGGCAGGCCCGGCGGCGACGACGGCGACGAAGUCGGCGCGAUUCACGGCGGCGGGUGGGCGCCUCGGGUGUACCACCACGAAGAUCUUUAUUUGAGCGAUCUGGAGAAGAACGGAAAGGGGAAGAAGAAAGGAGAUAAGAAGAAGAAAAAGGGGGACAAGGGGGAGGAGGUUGAGGAUGGAACGAAGGCAGAGGUUGCGGCGGGGAAAGCGGAGAGCGAGAAGGAGGUGACAAGCCCCGCGGCGGGUAGCUCCUCGGGCAGCGAUACGGGCAGCGAUACGGGCAGCGAUACGGGCAGCUCGGGCAGCGAAGGGAAGAAAAAGUCGAAGAAGGAGAAGGAGAAGAGCGGCGGACGCGGCCGCGGGGUGGAGCCAACGGGGCAUUACCCGGACGACCUUUCGUCGCACGCGAAGGCGGCGGAGAAGGAUAAGGGGAAGAAGAAGAAGAACUACAACUACGAGGACGAACUCGAGCGGCUGCAGCUCGAGCUGGUGAAGCUGCAGGAGUGGAUCAAGAAGAAGGGUCUGCGCGUGGUGGUUAUAUUCGAGGGGCGUGACGCAGCAGGCAAGGGCGGCAUAAUCAAGGUCAUAACCGCACCGCUCAACCCGCGUGUGUGCAGCAUCAAGGCUCUGGGAACCCCUUCUGACCGCGAACGCACUCAGUGGUACUUCCAGCGCUAUGUAGCACACCUUCCGGCUGCUGGUGAGAUGGUGCUGUUCGAUCGGAGCUGGUAUAACCGCGCGGGAGUGGAGCGGGUCAUGGGGUUCUGCUCGGACGAGGAGUAUCGCGAGUUUCUCCGGUCGUGCCCCGAGUUUGAGCGCAUGCUGGUGCGGUCGGGGAUUAUUCUGGUCAAGUACUGGAUUUCGGUGAGUCCCGAGGAGCAGGAGAAGCGGUUUAAGGAGCGGCUGGAUCGGCCGGAAAAGCGGUGGAAGCUCAGCGACAUGGACCUGCAGUCGCGGGCGCGGUGGGCGGAUUAUUCGUAUGCGAAAGAUGUGAUGUUUGGGUAUUGUGAUAUCAAGCAGGCGCCGUGGUAUGUUGUUCCGUCAGAUGAUAAGAAGGCGGCGAGGCUGAGUGUGAUGGCGCACUUGCUCAGCUUGAUCCCGUAUGAGGAUCUGAUUGAGCCAAAUGACGUGAAGAUCCCGCCGCUCCAGGAGGAUUAUUAUGUGCGGCCACCAGUCACGGACCAGACCUUCGUCCCACAGUUGUUUUAA
Closterium sp. Naga37s-1 is the source of this 1479-nucleotide messenger RNA. Lineage: Eukaryota; Viridiplantae; Streptophyta; Zygnematophyceae; Desmidiales; Closteriaceae. The record is from the annotation of a GenBank genome assembly.